AUGCCAUCCGGCGGGCUCGAGGUGCUGUAUGCAAGCGCCCACAGCAUCAGGGCCCCCAAUGUGGGCCGACCUUAUAACCCCAACAAUCUGCUCGUCAAUCUGACGGUUUCAUCCGCUUUCAUCCGCACCAUGACAUCCCACAACGCUCUCGACAGCCCCGACUACUAUGGGGUCGCUUGGAUCGCUGCUCUUCCCAUCGAGCGGGCCGCUGCAAAAGCGAUGCUCGACGAGGAACAUGCGCCUCCAACUGGCUUCGUUAGACACCAAACCGAUGCAAACGUUUAUACAUGGGGUCGGGUGGGUGAGCACAACAUCGUCAUCGCCUCUCUUGCCGCCGGAGUCUAUGGAACUACCUCGGCUGCGACCACGGCAUCGAGCCUGCUUGCCUCUCUGCCAUCCAUCCGUGUUGGUCUUUUGGUCGGCAUAGGCGGCGGCAUCGCCCGACCGGACGAGGAUUACGAUAUACGGCUCGGCGACGUUGUCGUGAGCCAGCCCGACGGGACCACAGGCGGCGUCUACCAGUACGACUUGAUCAAGGCCAAGUCUGGUGACAGGCGUGAGCGCAAAGGCUUUCUCAGACCUCCUCCGACCGUCCUCCUUAAUGCGCUUGCCAGCAUCCAGGCCGAUCACGAGUCGACGGACUCCAAGGUUCCCAACUUCCUUCAACAGAUGCUAAAGAAGAACCCGAAAAUGAAUAGAAGAUCCAAGCAAAGUCCUGGCUAUAUUCACCAGGGCACCGACAACGACCGGCUCUUCCAAUCUUCAUGCGACCACGUCCCCGGGCCGGACUGUCGGGGCUGUGACACGGCUGACGAGGUUAAACGCGAUGCUCGAGACACCACCGACCCCGAGAUCCACUACGGAACUAUCGCAUCCGGCAACUCGCUUGUCAAAGACGCCGCCACGCGUGAUCGGAUUGUUGCCGACGUCGGCGUGAACUGCAUCUGCUUUGAGAUGGAAGCAGCCGGCCUGAUGAACCACUUUCCCUGUCUUGUGAUCCGAGGGAUCUGCGACUACGCCGAUUCCCACAAGAACGAUCGAUGGCAACGCUAUGCCUCGGCCACCGCCGCUGCGUAUGCCAAGGAGCUCCUGGCCUACGUGCCGGUCGCGGAGGUUCAUGAGACCAAAAGGGCACUGGAAGUGCUUAAUCAAAAACUCGAUAGUGUGCAGCAGACCACAGCUGCAGCGAAACUGGCCACUGAUUCCAUCCAGGCCGACCUUCGUACCGAGAAGAUCGAGCGCUGGCUUCGACCCUCUGAUCCGUCUACAAACGCCAACCACGCGAGGGAGCUCCGCCAUGAGGGGACAGGUGCGUGGCUCUUGGAAAGUCCGGUCUUCCAAGAGUGGCACUCGGGGUCUCGUCAAUAUUUAUGGCUGCAUGGGCUCGCGGGAUGUGGAAAGACGGUUCUCAGUGCGACUGUGCUGGAUCAUCUCGCAAAGGGAAACGACCGUCGUAUCCUCAGCUUCUUCUUUGACUUUAGCGACACGGCAAAGCAGACCGUGGAUGCCAUGCUGCGGUCACUUGCUUUCCAACUCUACCGAGGCAGGGCUCGUUCUGCAGGUGUUCUUGACGCCUCAUUCCAAGCACACCAGGAUGGCCGCAACCAACUUGCAACGAAGACACUCUCAGAUGCUUUAUUCAAGAUGCUCGCAGUCCAGAAGAAAGUCUCUAUCGUUCUAGAUGCCUUAGACGAGUCGAGAACGAGGGCCGACCUACUCCUCUGGAUUAGGGACGUAGUGUCCAGGCCAGAGCUGGGCCACGUCCAGCUGUUCUGUACCGGUCGGCCUGAAGCCGAGUUCCUGCGCGACAUCCCCUCGUUGAUAGGCGAGGGAAACAGCUUAGAACUUAACAAGCAGGCUGUCAACGCCGACAUCCGAUCAUACGUCGCAGCACAGCUUUCGCAACGACGCGAAUUUCGGGACAAGCCCUUGUCGCAGGAUCUCCUCCUGCUGAUCCAGAGUAGGGUUGGAGACGGGGCCAACGGGAUGUUCAGGUGGGCGUUCUGUCAAUUGGAUAGCCUAGCUCGAUGUCGUCAUGAAGCAGCUAUUGAGGAGGCUCUCGCAUCUUUGCCGCGGACCCUGGAAGACACGUACCGACGCAUGAUUGAAUGCAUACCGAUGGAGCUUAAAAACGACGCGAUGCGGCUCCUGCAGUUUCUAGUGCAUUCGACGCGACCUCUCAAGCUGGCCGAGGCUAAAGAAGUAAUAGCAACGCAGAUCGAAAACGAGCCGCGAGGGUUUGACGUCAAGCGUCGACUGUUUUGCGAUACUGAUGUUUUGGACUACUGUCCUAGCUUAGUGACAGUCGUUCACGCCGCCGGCAAAGAGCUACAUCUUGCCCACUUUUCUGUCAAAGAGUACCUUCUCAGAGACGAGCGGUUCAACAUUACGAUUGCUAGCAUUCCCAUUGCGAGGACGUGCUUGACUUAUCUUACGGACAUAAACGGUAACCACGAAGAGAUUAAGCGGGAUUUUCCAAUGGCAAGAUUUGCGGCGGAAGUCUGGACAUACUAUGCCACGUUCGCUCAGGCUUCGGAAAAUAUGGUUCAAACAACUGUUAGGUUCCUAGAAGAGGAAGUGACGUUUCAGCGGUGGGCUCGUUUGUAUCAGUCUGAUAGGGACUGGGACGAUGACCCAGGUCCUCCACAAGGUUCCAGGCUCUAUUAUGCUUGCUUCGCUGGGCUCGUAACACCUGCGCAAAUUCUUAUCAGCAAAGGAGCGGACGUCAACGCGCAGGGCGGCGAAUACGGCAACGCUCUCCAGGCCGCCUCAUCAGGAGGCCAUCAAGAGAUUGUCAAACUGCUGUUGGACAAGGGAGCAGACGUCAAUGCGCAGGGCGGCGAAUACGGCAACGCUCUCUAG
Molecule: messenger RNA, 2862 nt
Organism: Chaetomium globosum CBS 148.51
Lineage: Eukaryota; Fungi; Ascomycota; Sordariomycetes; Sordariales; Chaetomiaceae
Exons: 4
Coding region: 1-2862 (953 amino acids)
Biological process (GO): nucleoside metabolic process
Molecular function (GO): protein binding; catalytic activity
Source: RefSeq, a predicted model, not a curated record